Messenger RNA from Cinara cedri, 9342 nucleotides. NCBI's taxonomy places the organism in Eukaryota, Metazoa, Arthropoda, Insecta, Hemiptera, Aphididae. The record is from the annotation of a GenBank genome assembly.
UAUCUGUUUACAUUUUGAAUGAGGUCUGAAAUCCAUCAUCGGUAGAACAUUAUCUUCUAAUUUGGUAAGUUUUCACUUGUUUGAUUUAUAUUUUGUAAUUAAUAUGGCAGACAGUAUGUUAAAUAUCGAAGACAUGGAAAUCGUCUUGGACGAAGGUACACCACAAGUGGUUUUAGAAGAAUAUUUAGAUGUCACUAUGCUUGAAGAUGAUAUAUUCGACUCGUUGAUUGUUCAUGAGAUUGAAACGCCCACCAUAGAAACUAAAAUUGAAGUACCUACCGGAGAAUCCGAAAUUGAAAAAGUAGCCAUCGUUUAUAAUUUAGAAGGAAACACUAUCCAAAGUCAUGAAGAUUGUUCAGAAGUUAAUUUAACGCUUACUGAUACUAAAAGUACCUUGCAAACAAAGAACACAAAAUCUGAUAACACUGAUGACAAUAAUAUGGUUGUUGAGGGACCUCGUUCAAGACAAAUUGGAAAAAUUCCAAUAGCCUUACGAGGGCUUAUUGGUCAAGCUAAAAUGUUUUUGUUAAAAAAAAAUUAUAACAUGGCUAUUAAAAUUUGUGUAAAUAUUUUAAAAGAAUGCCCAAAUGCAUCCGAACCAUUUUUUACUUUGUCGGAUAUUUAUGAACAAAUGGGAGACACUAAAAAAUGUUUAGAAACUGCUGUAAUUGGUAGCAGUUUAAGUAGUGUAACGUCUGAAGAUUGGGUGAUAUUAGGAGAAACAUGUGAAUCAAAUAAUAUGCUACCAUUAACAGAUUUUUGUUUGACAAAAGCCAUACAGAAAGAUAAACGUAAUUUAGACUUGCAUAUUAAGAGAGCUUCAAUAUUGGAACAACUGGGUACAGCUAAAAGUGCCAUGAACGAAUAUGAUCGUCUGUUGCGCAAGUUACGACCUGAUCAAAAAGAUUCAAUUAUUACUUUAUCUAAAUUACUAGUUCAUAAUUUUGUAAAAGAUAAAAACUAUGACCGUGCGUCAAACAUAUUAAUACAUGUAUUUAGUUUAUUUCCAACUGAAAUACAGCCUGAACAAUUUGUAAAAUGUUUGGAUUAUCUUAUUAUAAAUAAAAAUUAUAAAAAAUGUCUUGAACUCUUGGUUGAACAUUACAAUGUUGAGUUUGCAGCUGAUAUAAAUGAUGAAUCAUCCAUAACAGAUAUCAUAGAAUGUGUAGUCCCCAGUACUACACCAAUAUUGGUACGUGUAAAACUCAUUGAGAUAUUAAUUCAGCUCAAAGCUUUUUCCAUAUUACCGCCAAUUUAUACACCAAUUUUAAAUAUGACUCAAGUUAACCAAUUUCAUUUAAAUAUCGCUGAUGCCCUAUUUAAAUACAAUCAAUUUAAUCAAGCUAUUUCAUUUCUAGAAAAAUUAAUUAAUUCUGAAAAUGAAAUAUUUGAUCAACAAACACUGAAAAUUAAAUAUUCAGAAUGUCUAAAAUCAUUAGGGCUUCUCGAACAAGCUGUUGACAGUUAUAGGAAGCUAUUGAAGGUUAAUCCACAUCAAUUAACAGUUAAAUUUGACUUAUACAUGUCCUUAAGAAAGUUAAACCGAAUAGACGAGAGUCUAGAAGUAUUGUUUCAGGAUGAUAUGGAAAAUAGAGAUUGCAGACUAUUGUACGAAUAUGCUUUAGCAACAUUAAAUAAAGAUGAUAUGUUCGAUAAAUGUUUAAAAGUAGCUAACUUAAUGUUUUCUCGUCACUGUGUACCUGUAUGUUCAUUAAGAGAAGUGAAGUCUAUGAUGGCAAUACAUAAAAUUGAAUCUAGACAUGAUACUUUACUAACAAUAAAACAAGAACUGUAUGGUUAUCGGCAAGAGAAUAUCUUGACCAUUAACCCAAUACCUAGUGCUAACGAAGAAUGGAACCUAAUGCAUAAUAUUUGUUUAAAGUUCAUUGAAAAGAAUCUUUACUAUGAAGGUUUAAAAAUGCUACUCUCUGCUAUGAACUCUGCUGUAUUAGCGCCAUUCAAUCAACAAAUUGUUUUAAAUGCUAUAAAAUUUGCAUUUAAAGUUCGUACUUAUAAACUGAGUUUUAUUUUAUCCAGAUACUUGUUGUUUAAGUAUCCUCAAGCACCUCAAAUUGCCAAUUUAUUUUGUUUCCUUUUAAAUAAAUGUGCAAUCAAAAAACAAGCUAAAUUCAUUUUUCGACUAGCUGCCAAAUACCCAGAUAAUAUUGCCCUGAACUUACUCGAUACUAAUGUGUUUAAUGAUACAUAUAAUUAUCAACUUAAAUUUGCAAGAUAUACCGAACUAUUAAAUAAACUAGAGGAUAAAAGCCAACUCUACUUCAUGUUAGGCGUUCUUAUACUUAGGUUAUGCACAUUUAAGGUCGGUGCAGAUAGACACAGCUUAACACUGCAGGGUAUUGGAUUCCUAAUGAAUUAUAAAGAACAUAGAGGUAUUCAACAUGAACAAGAGUGUUAUUAUAACAUCGCCAGAGCAUAUCAUCAAGUAGGCAUGGCAGCAAAAGCCCUGCACUAUUAUAAAUUAGUUUUGGAAACUAAACCAUUUAGUGAAGAAUAUUGUUUAAAACAUGCCGCUGCGUAUAAUUUGCAUUUAAUUUACAUGAACUCUGGAAAUUUGGCUGUUGCAUUAAUGUAUAUUAAUCUUGUGCAAGUGUGAUUUGUCUUUUUUAUUUUUUUAAUUAUAAAUAGUACCUAUUGUUAAGUGUUUUCUUUUUCUUUUUUUUUCUUUUUUUUAUUUGUAUUGUGUGUUGUUUAAUAAAUAAAACAACUUUAAUUGUAAUCAGUUUUUGUACAUAAUUUUAAUCUGUGGCGAUACCUACAGUCAAAUAACUGAGUAAAGACAAUGCGUGACUAGAAUUUGUAUUAGUAAACACUAUUAUAAAAAAUGAAUAAUAUUAAUUUUAAUAAUACUUAUUAGGAUCAUGGCCACCUCAAUUGGUAAACUUUCCAAGAAAGUACCUUUUAAAUUAUUUUGUCAUGUUUGUGAAGAUAUUUGCAAUGCUAAAACUGAACGUAAAAUCACCAUUCUAGAAAAAUUUAUUAGUAAAUGUCGAGGAUCUAUUGAAAACAGUGACAACUUAGAUAUUGUGAGUCAGUCAUUAGACAAAUAUUCCAUUUUACCACUUGCAUAAUAAUCAUAAUAUGCAUACUCGUUUGUAUAAUUCUAUAAUACAUAUGUUUAGGAUGAUACAUUUUAUCCUGCACUGCGGUUAUUGUUACCAGCAUCAGAUAAACAAAGAGGCGCAUAUGGAGUAAAGGAAACAGCGUUAGCAAAAUUAUAUAUAAAAAUAUUGUGUUUAGCAAAAGACAGUCCAGAUGCUCAGAGGCUUUUAAAUUUUAAGUAAGAAAGUAUAUCGCAAUAAUAAUCUCUAUUACCAUAGUAAAAAUGUUUAUCAAAAGUUCUGUCAUUUUGAUGUUGAGUCCUCAUAAAAAAUAGUACAAAUAAAUAUUUUAUUUAGAGUUCCAAAAGCUACUGGUCCUAUUGCUGGAGAUUUUGCUGAAACUGUUUAUUGGGUUAUCAGAAGUCGUUUUGAAGAAGAUGGUUCAAUGACUAUUGCAGAUGUAAAUCAAUUAUUAGAUAAAAUAGCUAUGAAACAUGCAAACAAUGAAUCAAGUAAUUAUUUGUAUUUUGUAAAUUGCCUAUUAAAAGUAUUUUAGAAAUUAACAACCAUUUUAAACAAUUUAUUUCUAUUACAUGUAUUAGGAGAAGUUGAACAAAUUUUACAGUUAAUGCUGUUAAAGUUUAGUUCUAAUGAACAAAAAUGGUUAAUUCGUCUACUAUUAAAAGAUAUGCAUUUGGGUAUAUCACAUGUAAAAAUAUUAAAUGCAUAUCAUCCUGAUGCUGGCCAAUUGUAUGAUGUUUGUAAUGAUUUAAAUAAAGUAAUAUAAUAUUUCUUAAAAAACUAUUGAAUAUAUAAUGAUUCUGAAAAUAUUUGUUUAGGUGUGCAAAAUGCUUAAUAAUCCUACAGUGGUUUUGCACGAGAUAUGUGUUAAUUUAUUUGAACCAUUCAGUCCGAUGUUAAGCCAACGUUGUGAUGUCACUGAUGUUAAUAAAGUAAUAAAGUCACAAAAUGAUAUGUUCUUUGUCGAUGUUAAAUUAGAUGGUGAAAGAUUUCAACUUCAUUGGGAUAAAGAAAAAAAUAAAUUUAAAUAUUUUUCUAGGUAUUUUAGUAUGCUAUUGUAGUGAUAUAUAUGUUUUAAAAAAAAUUUAAUUAUUUUACAAUGAAAUUAUUUGAUUUUUAUAGGAAAGGUAAUGAUUACACAGAUACAUAUGGUUGUACUGAUGGCCAUGGUGUUCUAAGUCCAAUAUUAGCAAAACAAUUUAGUCCUAAUGUAAUAAAUUGUAUCUUAGAUGGUGAAAUGAUGUGUUACAACACUAAAUACAAAACAUUUUCUUCAAAAGGUGAAUAUUAAUUAAUAACAAAUAUAUUAAAUAUGUGAUUUAACAAUGUUUUAUUAUAUUAAAUUUCAGCCAUGAAUAUUGAUGUGAAAAAACUCAGGGUUGGUAACCUCCAUCAGCCAUGUUUUUGUGUAUUUGAUAUUCUUUUUUAUAAUAAUCAAGUUUUAACAAACCAACCAUUAGAAAAAAGAUUAGAUAUUUUAAAUACAUUGUUUGUACCUUUAGAAGGCAUUUUCAUACAUGUUACACGGCACACAGCAAGCAAGUAAUAAAUACAAUUUAUAUUUUGUAAUACUAAAAAUAUUCUUUAUGGUAAAAGAAUAUUUUUAGUCUUAGUAUUAUUUGAAAAUUAAUUUAAAAUGAGUAAGAUUAAAAUCAAUUAAUACUUUUUAGAAAUGAAUUAAUGAACUGUCUUGAAGAUGCAAUUGAUAAUCGUGAAGAGGGAAUCUUAGUCAAAGAUCCGUUAUCAGUGUAUAAGCCAAAUUCCCGAAAUGCAGGAUGGUAUAAAAUUAAACCAGAGGUACAAAUUCUAAAUUUGUAAUAUUUUCAAUUAUUUUAUGUAAUAAAAACUUCAAAAUAUUUGUUUAGUACACUGAAGGUGCAUUAAUUGAUCUAGAUCUAUUAAUUAUUGGAGGAUACUAUGGCGAAGGCAAAAGACGUGGUGAUGUGAGUCAUUUUCUUAUGGGUCUUUUAAAGAAAGGUAAUGUAUAUAUAUAUAAAAUCAUGUGUAUUAGGUUAACACACAAAAUAUAUAUUAAUUUUAUUAUUAUGAAUAUAUUUAUGUGUAGAACUAAAAUAUUAUUUUAGAAUGAUAUUUAUAAUUUUUUUUUUUUUUUAUGUGCAAAUAACUUUUUUUACCAGAAAUUUGAUUUUCAAAUGUAGCAUCUUUUGUGAAAAGACAUUAUUUGGGCGGUACUUUUGGCAGUUCAUAUAUUUUGCCUUUCCAAAUAGUUUUCAUUAUAAUUGGGAUGAAACAUAGGAAAAACUGUAAAAUUCACAAAUUUUAUUAUUUUCAAUUUUGUUUUUUUGUUGUAAUUCAGUUAAAUGUAUUUGUUAAAACUUCAAAUUUGAACAGAAAAUUUUACCUUUUCUAGACGUAAAAUUUUUAAAACAUUUGUGCCAUUUUGAAUUAUUUAUAAACAUUUAAAUUUUGCUAGUUUUAAAACAAUUUUUAUUCGGUUGGUACUCUGUGGAUAAGAUUGUUAGACCAAAUAGAAAUGAUUGAAAAUUUAACAGAAAGUUUAUUAUAAGUUGUACUUUAUGGUAAAAACAAAAUUAAGUCUUGUAGAAAUUUUGUUUUUAUACAAAUUUAAAUAUCAAAUUUUGAUGAAAAUCGUAAACAUUAUGGCCUUUCAAAACAUGUAUAACCGAACUCUGCUCAGAAUUGUUUUUUUGCUAUUAAUGAUUAAUUAUUGCAUACAAAUAUACAUUAAAUUCCCUUCUAUAUCCUACCUUCCAACUUUUCACCUACAAUAGUAGUCCACCCAUCAUGUAAAGUAUAUCUGUCUUUUUUUUUAAUUUAACUGAUUUUAAUUUGAGUAUAAUAUUAAAUCAUUCUUUUUCUAACUCUAUGUUAUACUAUAUUUAAAUUAAAAUUAUUAAUUUUAAACUAUAACAAAUUUGUAUUUAUUCAUUUUAACCUUUUUCGUUUUACACUGUAUUUAUUGUUACUUUUAUGUAUACAUUAUAUACAUUUCGUAUCUAUUAAUUGUUUAUAUUGACAUUCAGGGAACCAGAGGUAUAGGUCAUCAUAGUCAUGGCAAACAAUUAUAAACAUAGUAUAAUUGUUUUUCCAUGACCUUCAAUUUUAGUUAAUGGUAGUGAACAAUCUAUUACAACUAAAAACAAUAAACAAUGUCUAGUUUACAUUCCUGUCUGCCUAGUUUUGGUAUAUAUUUUUCAACCUAAUUUAUAUUCUAUUUUGUUUUUAUCAAACAUUCAAUAUUUAUUUUAUAUUUAUAAGUUUAUAACCUAAGUUGAUGAUUUUAUUUAAUUAUUAUUUUUGGUAAUUAAUCUUUAGAUGACGAGUCAAUAAAAUGUACUGCUAUUAGUCGAGUCAGUUCAGGAUUUUCAACAGAAGAACUAGCCGAGUUAUCUAGAAAGUUAAAACCUCACUGGAAAAUAGUAUACCCAGGAGUGAUGCCACCUAACAUAGAAUGGGAUAAAGAGAAGCCAGAUCUUUGGAUAGAACCUGAAUUGUCUGUUAUCUUACAGGUGAAAUUAAUAUAUUUUUAACAUAUUAUAACAUAUAUAACAUUUAAAUUAAUUUUUUUAUAGGUUAAAGCCACAGAAAUUAUGACCAGCCGUACAUUUAAAAAUAAAAUUACUUUACGUUUCCCACGUAUAGAAAGGGCCCGCUAUGAUAAACUUUGGUCUGAUGGUUUGACAGUUGAAGAAUUUGAGACCAUAUUAGAAGUUUGUUAAUUUAACUAGUUCAGAAAUAAUAAAAAUUAAUUUGAUUUAUUUUUAUCCCAAUAGAAAACCCAUGGCAAAUUAUAUACUUCAGAUGGUAUUGACAUAAAUUCUUCAAGUAAAACUAAAAAGGCCCGUAUGGCACCAACUGUUGGUAUACAAUUUCAAGCACCCAACUUAAGCGAUAUCAUUCAGAUUAAUAAUAUGUUUGAAGACAAGGAAUUCUGUGUCAUUAGUGACUGUGAAACAAUGACUAAGGGUGAAAUUGAAAAGAAAAUCCAUGAAUAUGGUGGUCAAGUUGUACAAAACCCUGGUAUUAAAAUCAAUAAUAUAUCAAUAUUUACUUAAAAAAUUGUAUUGCAUUUUUUAAACGUAUUUAGGAGAUGAUACUUUUUGUGUUCUCGCUAACAACAUUAAGCAUAUUAGAGCACAUGCUAUAAAAUUAUCUGGCAAGCACAGUAUAAUUGAUACAAAAUGGAUACUCUCGUGUUUUGCUGAUAACGAAUUUUUGAAUUGGACACCUGAAAAUGUUUUGUUUUUAUCAAAAGAACACCAACUAUUAAUGGAUGCAAAUUUCGAUCAGUAUGGUGACAGCUAUACAGAAUUAACUACUGUUGAUGGUUUACGUCGUGUGAUGAAUCGAGUUGAACUAGACGUAUGCAUAUAUACAAUUAAAUAAUUUAGUAAAAAAUUUGACUUUAUCAAACUAUAGUAUUAUUUGGUAUAGGAUGAUUUAGUGAACACAGAAGUUGACACAUUUUUGGAAUUUCAAAAAGAACUUUUUGACAAAGAACAAUGCUUCAAAGUUUUUGAAAAGUGUCAAGUCUAUUUUGAUGAUUUAAAUCUAGUAAGUUAUAUCAUCACCUUACAAAUAAUUAAUUACAAAUUGUAUAUAUUUUUAGGAAAACUUACCAGUCAGAAAUUUCCAUACUAAUUCAGUUUUAGAAAUGCUUAUAUUUAAGUUUAAUGGAGGCACAGUCUGCAAAAAUAUUGAUAACAAUACAACUCAUGUUGUAAUUCAUUCGAGGUAUCUAUUCAUUAUAUACGUUAACUGUGUUCUAUGUUUAAAUAAUGUUAUUAUUUUAUUUUGUUUUAGUAGUCAAAAUAAUAUUCUUAAAUAUCAAACUAUGAACAGAGACCGGACAGAAAAAUUUGAAAUUGUUGAUGAGAAUUGGAUUUCACAACAAAUAAAAUGGUAAAAAAAAACAAAACUUAAAAUUUAUUUGUGAUAUUUAAUUUUCUUAUUCCAAUUUGUGCAAAACUAGCUACAUAAAAACUACUACAUUUACAAUAUAUGUAUACUAUAAUAAAAACAUUUUUUUUUUUUUUAAAUUAUUUUUUAAUUAUUUUCAAUCAAACUUUCUUAUUAUACAUUUAAAAAAAAAAAAAAAAUCUCUUUUAAAACAUAAAUAGUCUACUUUAAUGGUCAUUUCAUCUCAAUCUGUCGAGACAAAACAGCCUUAAUAAAUAUUAAAUACAUAAUUAUUAAUUGUUAUCUUUAAAAUAUUAAUUUUCAAUAUUUACACUUUCUAAAAUAAUCCAUAACAUAAAAAACAAAAUAAAUCUGUACUAUGUUAAAUUAAUAGUUAGGUAUGCCUUAAGAGUAUGGGCAUUUUGUGUUGUGAUUGUUAAUUUACGUUUUGAAGACAAUAUAAAUCAUAAACACAAUAUUUAUCAUAAUAAAAUAUAGGCGAGUGGGACAAGGGAUAAAUUUAAGGAAGUCAAAAGUUUAUAUUUUGAGAUCUAACGUUCAAUACUUAAAAUAUUCUUUUUCUUUUUUCUUUUUUCUUUUUUACUCCAUUAUUUACAUGUAUGCACCUCAGCAUUACGGAUGCAUGUUUUACAUUGCACAAAACAACACCAAUGAAAUUUGCAUUCGCAUUUCUCGCGUGUAACUAGUCGUUGUGUAUUGUAGCCUCUGCCACAACAUAGUAAACUGCAACCGUCUGUUCCAUGUGAUGUUCGGUUGCAUUCUCGACCAUGAGUACCUAAAAAAUCGAUACAUAUAAUUAUUAUUUGAAUAUUAUAAUAUUAUAUACAAAUAAUAAACCGAAUCUAAUAUUGUACAUUUAUUUUUUUUCCCUUAAUUUCUGCGUAAUUAAUUAUACAAUUUUAUUUAUCAAUAUUUAACACUAAUCGUACCAGUCACAUUAAUAAUAUUAUAAACUUGAUAUUUGUAACCAGCAUUAUAAUUAAUUUGUAUUGUAUUGUAGAUACUAUAUGGAAUAGAGGGGUAAAUAAUUAAAGAGAAUAAUUCAAAUAGUAAGUACACUGUAUGUUAAAAUAUUUUUUCGAAAGUUGAAUGCAUACGAUAUACGUGAAUUUCCUGUUCAAAACCACCACACAAAAAAAAAAAAAUGUUUUAUGGAUGCCAGGAAGUCAUCGAACAUGGUUCAAAAUAUCAUCAACAUUUUUUGUACAUCGAUGAGAAAUCACUUAACUUUUAACUUUUUUUAUUUUUCUUAUAAUUAUAAUUAUAAUAUUAUUAUGGCUGAGAGACCUACCAGCAAUGUUUUAUUGCUAAUAAAAAAAAACCUACCUACUUUAUAUGUUAAUAUAAACUAUAUGGCUAC